Molecule: messenger RNA, 1977 nt
Organism: Arabidopsis thaliana (thale cress)
Lineage: Eukaryota; Viridiplantae; Streptophyta; Magnoliopsida; Brassicales; Brassicaceae
Product: calcium-binding EF hand family protein
Exons: 6
Coding region: 209-1705 (498 amino acids)
Biological process (GO): mitochondrial calcium ion transmembrane transport; calcium ion transport
Cellular component (GO): mitochondrial intermembrane space; mitochondrial inner membrane
Molecular function (GO): calcium ion binding
Source: RefSeq, marked reviewed
GGCAAAUCUAAAAGAUAAGGUUCCGAUUAUGAAGGAUUCAAAUCUUUAAACGACGCCGUGUUUCCAUAUAACAGUAAACAGAAACAAACGCGUUUUUCGUUGGUUGGAUAAAUCCUCCUUAUAAAUAAACAAACCUUUAAGGAAGGUUAGUUGUCAAAAGAAUCUGCGAAAAAUAAGAGAGAGAGAGAGAGAAACAGGAUCAUUCAUUAUGCCCGCCUUAUCUCACUACAGAUCAGUAUCAUCUCUACCGUCCGUUGACCGAUCAUUCCUUCUCAUCCAACGACUCAGGAUCCACGGCAGCUCUUCUUCCUUCCCUGAAUCUUCUCCUUCUGCGUCUAUUCUCUCCGGCGCAGAUCCGUUGAAGUGUACGGUCUCUGGUGGAUCUCUUGCUAAAUGGAUCACCGGGAUUUCAGCUGGAUCCGCCUUAGGGUUUCUCUAUUGGUCCUCUGGUUCUUCUGAUUCCAUCUCUGGUUUGUUUGGUGGGAGUAAUUUAUUGUCCUUCGCUGAUAGUUCAACGCCUUCUGUUUGUGGUGUAAAAGUCGGCGAUCUGAAACCGAGAUCGUUUAUUCCGAAAUUGUCGUUGCCUGGUUACAGCUCUGGAUUCAUCUUCGGAGAUGCGUAUAGAAGGAAGAUCUUCUUCAAUUACGAGAAACGUUUGAGAUUACAAAGUCCUCCUGAAAAGGUUUUCGAGUACUUUGCAUCUGUUCGAACAGAUAAAGGAGAAAUACUAAUGAAACCGGCAGAUUUGAUGAGGGCAAUUGUCCCCGUGUUUCCUCCAUCAGAAUCUCAUCUAGUAAGAGAAGGAUAUUUGACUGGGGAGAGAAAUCCUGGUGAACUUAGAUGCUCUCCUUCCGAGUUCUUCAUGCUCUUUGAUGUUGAUAAUGAUGGUCUUAUAUCCUUCAAAGAGUAUAUAUUCUUUGUGACAUUACUCAGCAUUCCUGAAUCAAGCUUCGCAGUGGCUUUCAAAAUGUUUGAUACUGACAACAACGGGGAGAUUGACAAAGAAGAGUUUAAGACAGUGAUGAGUCUGAUGCGAUCUCAGCAUAGACAAGGAGUUGGCCACAGAGAUGGCCUUCGAACAGGGUUACAUAUGACCGGUUCUGUCGAGGAUGGAGGAUUGGUAGAAUACUUCUUUGGGAAAGAUGGCAGUCAAAAACUGAAACACGACAAAUUCACUAAGUUUAUGAAAGAUCUAACUGAAGAGAUGCUGAGGCUGGAGUUUGCACAUUAUGACUAUAAACGAAGAGGAAGUAUAUCGGCCAAAGAUUUUGCAUUGUCGAUGGUUGCAGCGGCUGAUGCAAGCCAUUUGAGCAAGCUGCUUGAUAGAGUUGAGAGUCUGAGCGAACACCCGCAUCUCCGGGACAUGCGUAUCUCACUGAAGGAAUUCAAACAGUUUGAUGAGCUACGUAGUAAACUUGGACCAUUCUCUCUAGCGCUUUUUGCUUAUGGCAAAGCUAAUGGUUUACUUACAAUGAAAGAUUUCAAACGAGCCGCCUCUCAGGUAUGUGGAAUAACAUUGUCAGACAAUGUGAUAGAAAUUGCGUUUCAUGUGUUUGACUCGAAUCAAGAUGGGAAUUUGAGUGUGGAUGAGUUUUUGCGGGUUCUGCAUCGAAGAGAGAGGGACGUGGCACAGCCAAUUGCAAAAGGAUUGUCUCGGUACUUCUCAGAUGGAUGGAAGGGUUCUAAGAACUGUUCCUCAUCGUGAAGACUCUUCUUCCUCUUUGGGGCUUACCGAUGAAACUCGAAGACUAUUUUUUGAGGCUCUUGGGUUCAUACGAGUGAGCCCAGAGAUUUUAUGAUUACUCCACGCUGGCAUUGUAAGAAAGAAAUCUGAAUAAAUCUGUGUAUAGUUUGAUCGACCUAUGAACUUUUUUGUUUUGUUUUGUUAAUGAUAAAUGGUAAUUGCAUAAAACAGAAGUCUCUGUUAAAGAUUACACGGCUAAGAAAUUGAUACAUAUCUUUGUAUAUAAUCUUAAG